UCUUCAUUGAAGUGCAGAUGAAAUCCAAAAUUGUACAUCAUCCAGUGAAAGACUGCUUCAGCUCAAGUUCAGAGCUGUUUCUUGUACUUUUUCCAGAAGCGUCACCAGGCUUAAUUACACCUUUACAACAAUCGCUUCACUGGUAAUUGGAGGUUUACGAGGGGACCUGAAGGCGUCAUUGUUCCAUCCCUGCUGGGCUGGCAGAGAGCUAAAUCUACAGCAGCAUACCAACACACAGAUCCGGUAUUUACUUUACUGUCUGCCCGGACAGAAUCAAUCUGUCAGGAGCUAACAAAUACACUGGACCUUCUUUGCAAGCGUCACGUUAUUUUCUGACAGCUCACAGCAGCACCGAUAGGGGGCUAAGCUAGCAGGAAGAGCUAACGACAGUUGGCUGAAACUCCUGCUCCGCUGAACACUACCCACUGCAGGCUGCUGGACGUGACAGAUCCAGCUAUGUGAGCUGCUCUGAUGUGUGGACUCAUAAAUCUAUUCAGCGCCUGGUUGAGACAGCUUCAAGCUGGUCUGGAGGACCACACUAAUACUGUGAAGUAAAACCUCCAACAGCCCUGCAGCUGAUUUGGCUGAACAGGUGUAUGUUGGCCUGGAUCGUAGCAUAACUCCCCAGAGCAGCCUCCUCCCCUCCCCUCCCUCUGCUCCCCCCGUAGCACUACUAUGCCUCUGGGUUUGGGAAGAAGAAAGAAGGCGUCUCCAUUAGUGGAGAAUGAGGAAGCGGAGCCCAUCCGUGCAGGUCUCAAUGUGCCAGGUAUGGAUGGCCUAGAUGGGGGUGUCGUCGGGCUGGGAGAAGGCGCCACCUCUGAAGGUCUCCCUCCUCCACCCAGCAGCAUGCGGCCUCGCCUCAUCUUCCACACUCAGCUCGCUCAUGGCAGCCCCACAGGCCGCAUCGAGGGUUUCAGUAAUGUGCGGGAGCUUUAUGCCAAGAUUGGUGAGGCCUUUGGGAUACCGCCGUCUGAGGUUAUGUUUUGCACACUGAACACUCACAAGGUGGACAUGGAAAAACUGUUGGGAGGUCAGAUAGGGCUGGAGGACUUUAUUUUUGCCCACAUCAAAGGACAGCGAAAGGAAAUCGAGGUUUACAAAGGAGAGGAUGCACUCGGGUUGACGAUCACUGAUAAUGGAGCUGGCUACGCUUUCAUCAAGAGAAUCCGCGAGGGGAGCAUCAUCCACCAGAUCCAGGUCAUCAACGUGGGUGAUAUGAUCGAGUCGAUCAACGGCCAGCGCCUCAUCGGGUGUCGACACUAUGAGGUGGCUAAGAUGCUGAAGGAGCUGCCCAAGGGAAAGGAGUUCACCAUCAAGCUGACGGAGCCUCUCAAGGCCUUUGAUAUGAUCAGCCAGCGGUCUGGAGGGUCCAGGUCAUCAUCAGGGGUUCAGCUUGGGACUGGCAGAGGCACUCUGCGGCUGCGCUCUAAAGGUCCUGCUACUGUGGAGGAGCUGCCCUCUGCAUUUGAGGAAAAGGCCAUUGAGAAGGUGGACGACCUGCUUGAGAGCUACAUGGGCAUCAGAGACAGCGAGCUGGCGGCUACCAUGGUGGAGCUGGGAAAGGACAAAAAGAACCCUGAUGAGUUCGCAGAGGCUUUAGAUGAAACCCUCGGGGACUUUGCCUUCCCAGACGAAUUUGUUUUCGACGUCUGGGGUGCCAUCGGCGAUGCGAAAGUUGGCCGAGUGUAACCACAGAAACUAACGGAGCAGAACAGCCUGUGUGUGACACCCACAACAUUCAGCACUACUAGGAAACACAACACUACCGUCAUGAGUUUGUUUUUAUUCCAGUGUAUACUCCUACUAUUUUUAAUUUAGAGUGUACCGUUUUGGGAGACUCUGCCAAGACAAAGAGGAUAAUGGCAGUUAAUGGGAGAAGGAGGCGACUGCGAUGACUACACAAGUGCUUUUAUUUGUCUUCCGGCUUUUUUCCAGAAACUACAAGCACGCUGAUGAGCAUUCCCUUUGACCGCAUCACAUGAACCUGCAUGUCAUUGUUGUAGUUGCUGGCAGUGGAACGAGUACAGCACAAGUCUCUUAAUAGGGGAGAAAUGAAAGACAACCGCUAACACAGAGUAGAUCUUUCAUACUUAGCAAAAAAUGUGAUUAUUUUCCACGUUGCACUGUGUUGCACUGCGCUGUAAAGCAACAACAGAUGGAAGCAGAGAUUGCACUGUACCUCACUCAGUGAGCAGUUAUUGCACAGUUCAAGGCCUCCCUGAGUUACAGUGUUGUCCUCAACCACUCGCUGUUACGGUUAUGGAUCAGUUUUACAAGCAUGUGCCGUUAUAUUUUUAUCUUCAUAAUGAAUUCUGCUGGGUUUGUGUUAUUUUUUUGGUAAAAGGAAAAAAAAACUGUCGUUCCAAAAGGGUCACUGUAACCUGUAGCUCGCUGACUAAAAGACCAGUGGUGUUUGUUCACCGUUAACACACUCCAUGCUGUAAUGAGUUAACUACAGCACAUUCCACUUUCAUACAUUCGACAGUGUUACAGAAAAUCAGUGUUAAUUGACCUUUCAUUGGAAAAGCAGAUUGGUUCCGGGUCUGUGGGCUGUCUUGACUUAUUUUUUUAUAGCUAGUGUUUUUAUAUAAAGUGAUGUGAUGUCUAUUUUAAAACAGAGUUUGUGUAAUGGAUUAUGAAGUUGAUCUUGUGUUGCAACUACUUUAUUUUGAAGCAUUACAGAAGGCAGUAUUAAAGAAGAGAAUAAGAUGGAGAAGUCGUGUAAAAAACAAACAAACAAAGGAAUCUGUUACGAACAAAAUGCCUUCAUUUCUUCUCAUUUCAUGCAUUUUAUUUUUUUUUAACUUUUUUUGUUAGAAGUAAGCAUUCUGGUGCAUGGUGCUGAAAAAGCAAGUAUCCCAUCAUUGGAGCAGAAUGAUACCAAACUACUUCCAUCAUGUGUCGCAGUGACCUGUGUUGUUUAUUGAAAGGAAAAAGAGGCAAUGCUGCACCAACUACUCUGCGUAGGUAAACACAUCUUAAAAAAAACAAACAGUUUUGGUGUUAACCUUUUCAGUAUAUCCAAAUGUAUGAAGCUAUUUUGUAGUUUUGUUUCACUCUUCAGAGUCGAUGAAUCUCUAAGUGUAAUGAAACUGCUAGAACACUGUAACACUGAGAAGAACACAUUAUUUUGAUGGCUUUGUAUUACACUGUUGUCAAUGUCCAAUUAUAAUGCAAUAAUAACAUCGA
Messenger RNA from Epinephelus moara (kelp grouper), 3189 nucleotides. RefSeq names its product GIPC PDZ domain containing family, member 1 (gene gipc1). NCBI's taxonomy places the organism in Eukaryota, Metazoa, Chordata, Actinopteri, Perciformes, Serranidae. The transcript is spliced from 7 exons. Gene Ontology annotation, molecular function: protein binding. The record is from RefSeq and is a predicted model, not a curated record. The coding region runs from base 676 to 1689 and encodes 337 amino acids.